Messenger RNA from Pteropus alecto (black flying fox), 1113 nucleotides. Its product is annotated as 5-hydroxytryptamine receptor 5B. The record is from RefSeq and is a predicted model, not a curated record. Gene Ontology annotation, molecular function: G protein-coupled serotonin receptor activity. The coding region runs from base 1 to 1113 and encodes 370 amino acids. Gene Ontology annotation, biological process: adenylate cyclase-activating adrenergic receptor signaling pathway. The transcript is spliced from 2 exons. Gene Ontology annotation, cellular component: plasma membrane. NCBI's taxonomy places the organism in Eukaryota, Metazoa, Chordata, Mammalia, Chiroptera, Pteropodidae.
AUGGAAGCCGCUAACCUCUCGGUGGCCGCCGCUGGCGUCACCCUUACCCUGGGACCUGAGGCCUGCAGCAGCAGCCCAAGCCCUGGCAGAGUCGUCGAGUCGACCCCAGGCGGCGCUGCCCUGCCUGGCCGAGAGCCGCCUCUCUCCGUCUUCAUGGUGCUAGUGGUGACGCUGUUGGUGCUGCUGAUUGCGGCCACUUUCCUGUGGAACCUGUUGGUUCUGGUCACUAUCCUGCGAGUCCGCGCCUUCCAUCGUGUGCCGCAUAACUUGGUGGCCUCGACGGCCGUGUCGGACGUACUAGUCGCCUCGCUGGUGAUGCCGCUGAGCCUAGUGAGCGAGCUGUCGGACGGGCGACGUUGGCGCCUGGGCCGGAGCCUGUGCCACGUGUGGAUCUGCUUCGACGUACUGUGCUGCACCGCUAGCAUCUGGAACGUGGCGGCCAUCGCCCUGGACCGUUACUGGACUAUCACGCGCCACCUUCAGUACACGCUGCGCACCCGCCGCCGCGCCUCUGCGCUCAUGAUCGCGCUCACCUGGGCGCUCUCUGCGCUCAUCGCCCUGGCGCCGCUGCUCUUUGGCUGGGGGGAGGCCUACGACGCUGGGCUCCAGCGCUGCCAGGUGAGCCAGGAACCUUCUUACGCCGUCUUCCCCACCUGUGGCGCCUUCUACCUGCCGCUUAGCGUGGUGCUGUUUGUCUACUGGAAGAUCUACAAAGCGGCUAAGUUUCGCUUCGGCCGCCGUUGCCGCGGGGCUGUGCUGCCGUUGCCCGCCACCGUACAGGUGAAGGAGGCACCUCAGGAGGCUGAGAUGGUGUUCACGGCACGUCGCCCAACGCUGGCUUUCCAGGAGAGAAGGGACUCGUGGCGGGAGCAGAAGGAGAAGCGGGCGGCCCUGAUGGUGGGCAUCCUCAUUGGUGUGUUUGUGCUGUGCUGGAUCCCCUUCUUCCUGGCAGAGCUCAUCAGCCCCCUCUGUGCAUGCAACCUGCCCCCCAUCUGGAAAAGCGUAUUCCUGUGGCUUGGGUACUCCAACUCUUUCUUCAAUCCCCUGAUUUACACAGCUUUUAACAAAAACUACAACAAUGCCUUCAAAAGCCUCUUCACCAAGCAGAGAUGA